UUGCUGACACAGAGAUGCAGAGCUUUGUGAAGACCAUCACGGGCAAGAACAUCACCCUCGAGGUCGAGCCCAGUGACACCACUGAGAAUGUCAAAGUCAAAAUUCAAGACAAGGAGGGUAUCCCACUUGAGCAGCAGCAUCUGAUAUUCGCUGGCAAACAGCUGGAGGAUGGCGGCACUCACUCAGACUAUAACAUCCAGAAAAAGUCCACCCUGCACCCGGUGCCGUGCCUGCAAGGUGCCAUUAUUGAGCCUUCCCUCUGCCAGCUCGCCCAGAAAUACAACUGUGACAAGAUGAUCUGCCGCAAGUGCUAUGCUUCCCUGCACCCCCAUGCUGUCAACUGCUGCAAGAAGUGUGGCCACACCAACAACCUGUGACCCAAGAAGAAGGUCAAAUAAGCCUCUUCCUUCCUCGAACGGCAGCCUACUGC
Messenger RNA from Cebus imitator (Panamanian white-faced capuchin), 430 nucleotides. Its product is annotated as ubiquitin-60S ribosomal protein L40-like. Gene Ontology annotation, cellular component: ribosome; cytoplasm; nucleus. The record is from RefSeq and is a predicted model, not a curated record. Lineage: Eukaryota; Metazoa; Chordata; Mammalia; Primates; Cebidae. The transcript has a single exon. The coding region runs from base 15 to 377 and encodes 120 amino acids. Gene Ontology annotation, biological process: translation; modification-dependent protein catabolic process; protein ubiquitination. Gene Ontology annotation, molecular function: protein tag activity; structural constituent of ribosome; ubiquitin protein ligase binding.